This is a messenger RNA of Danio rerio (zebrafish), 3211 nucleotides long. The record is from RefSeq and is a predicted model, not a curated record. Lineage: Eukaryota; Metazoa; Chordata; Actinopteri; Cypriniformes; Danionidae.
AUUUGGAAAACACAUGGUAUAAAUGUGGCAUAUCAGAGUCACAAGAGAUUAAGAAAGGGACAGAGGGCGUGUGCAGUCAUACACAUAUUUGCAUGUGUGUGUAGGUUGUGUGGUGAGCUUUGUGGACUAGAUCUGCCAGAUACUGAGCCGGUUUGUCUAUUAUGGUCCUUUUCAGAGGAAACUUCAGAAUGUAUUUUGUCUGUGUAGUUCGAGAGGCUGGGGCCCCAAAAGGCCCAGGACUAAGAGCGGUCUGAUGCUUAGACUUCAAAGCAGCUCUUUGGUAAUCCUGAAUGUGAGCAUGCUCUAAAUGUAAAAAAAAAAUGCUUUCAUUAAAAUUGGAUUUCUCUCAUUUACCCCCACACAGCUCCCUCUGCAGUUCCUACUGUCCACCUGACGGGGGCCUCGGCCAACACCAUGACUCUUUCCUGGCUCCCCCCUGAAAAACCAAACGGCAUCAUCUUGGAUUACGAGAUUAAAUACCAUGAGAAGGACCAGGGCGAAGCUAUUGCCCACACCAUGACAGCCCAGCACAGCUAUGCUCGCAUUGACGGUUUGAAGCCGGGUACGCCAUAUGUGGUGCAGGUCCGAGCCCGAACGGUGGCAGGGUAUGGCCGCUACAGUAGCCCAACAGACUUUGGCACCAACCAUCAAGCUGAUGCAGACAAGGCACUACAGGAGCAGUUACCCCUCAUUGUGGGCUCUCUGACCGCAGGACUGGUCUUCAUCAUUGUUGUUGUGGUUAUUGCCAUUGUCUGCCUGAGGAAGCAACGUAAUGGCUCAGAAUCUGAAUACACAGAAAAGCUGCAACAAUACAAAUCCCCUAUAGUCACUCCGGGGAUGAAGGUCUACAUUGACCCAUUCACCUACGAGGACCCGAAUGAGGCCAUCCGCGAGUUUGCCAAAGAGAUUGACGUGUCCUGUGUGAAAAUCGAGGAGGUCAUUGGCGCAGGUAACCAACACCAAAAGCUCCUGAGCAACAGGGGGAAGACAGCUAGGCACACCCAGGCCAUACCUUUAGAGGACUUCACCUCAAGCGGAGAGUUUGGAGAGGUGUGCCGUGGCCGAUUGAAGCUCCCUGGACGGCGUGAGAUCAUUGUGGCCAUCAAGACACUAAAAGCAGGCUAUACAGAACGUCAAAGAAGAGACUUCCUGAGUGAGGCCAGCAUCAUGGGCCAGUUCGAUCACCCUAAUAUUAUCCGCCUGGAAGGGGUGGUGACGAAAAGUCGCCCAGUCAUGAUCGUCACUGAGUUCAUGGAGAACGGAGCACUGGAUUCCUUUCUCCGGCUAAAUGAUGGACAGUUCACAGUCAUCCAGCUUGUUGGUAUGUUGAGAGGAAUUGCUGCUGGCAUGAAGUAUCUCUCUGACAUGAACUAUGUGCACCGAGAUCUGGCGGCUCGUAACAUUUUGGUCAACAGCAACCUGGUGUGUAAGGUGUCAGACUUUGGCCUUUCUCGUUUCUUGGAGGAUGACCCCACUGACCCCACCUACACCAGCUCAUUGGGAGGGAAGAUACCAAUUCGUUGGACAGCCCCAGAGGCUAUUGCUUAUAGGAAGUUCACCUCAGCCAGUGACGUCUGGAGCUAUGGCAUUGUGAUGUGGGAAGUGAUGUCAUAUGGCGAGCGGCCAUACUGGGACAUGAGCAAUCAAGAUGUGAUCAACGCAGUUGAACAGGACUACCGACUGCCCCCACCCAUGGACUGCCCUACUGCCUUGCAUCAACUCAUGCUAGACUGCUGGGUGAAAGAAAGAAACUUGAGACCUAAGUUUUCUCAGAUAGUCAACACCCUGGACAAGCUAAUUCGCAAUGCCGCCAGCCUUAAGGUGGUCACCAGCACACAUUCUGGGGCCUCCCAGCCGCUCCUCGACCGCUGUGUGCCUGACUACACCACCUUUACCACUGUGGGUGACUGGCUGGAUGCCAUCAAGAUGAGCCGCUACAGAGACAACUUCCUCAAUGCUGGCUUUGCCUCUUUUGAUUUGGUGGCCCAGAUGACUGCAGAAGAUCUGUUACGGAUAGGCGUGACAUUAGCCGGCCACCAAAAGAAGAUUCUGGGCAGCAUUCAAGACAUGAGACUGCAAAUGAACCAAACGCUGCCCGUCCAGGUCUGAGAAGAGACUCUUUCCUACAGAUACCUAAAAGACGACCCUCCUCCCCUCACCCACCCAGAUCAUCUCCACUAAUCGGAUGAAACUGGCUUGCAGUGCCUCGGACAACUCUUUCUUUCCCAUUUUGUUCCCCGCAUUAUUUUACACCCGCCAGGAUUAGAUAAGAUAAUUUUGUACUUAUUUUGUAUGGACGGAUAGCCCGUAUCCCAUGCAUUCAUUCGGGAUGAGGUGUUUUUUUUGGCGACUGCAUGCGCGCGUGUGAUGUUUUCUUUCUUUUUGCUUUGGGGAGGCUAGCCGGGAUUGGCCCAAAUCUCCAAAUAAUGCAUUUCUCCCUGAAAACUGACUCUGAGGGAUGGACUCUCCUGGACGGACGUGGUGUAUGGAUGAGAUACUCCUUUAAUAGAUACACAUAACUUGAAUAUAAAGACAAAAAAAUGGACUAAAAGUGAAUAUAAAUUCGCUAAGCGCGUGGACAGGCUCGCGCAAAAAAUCCCUCCGAUGCUAGCAGAUGUUUUAUUGUGCGUGUGAUUUACUUUUUGUGCUUAUUCCUCAUCUUCAUAUUGAAGGUGUUUUAUUUAAGGGCACAAGCCUCAAACGGAUUGGUUGAGGGCGGAAAAUCACGGAUUUAUCGGAUUUUGAGGAAGUUGCUUUUUUUUUUUUGGUCCACCAGGUUUAAACUAACAAAAAGGACUUCUUUAGAAUAUACCUGGUGAACUCAGGAUGCUUUCGUAGUUUCACAUAAUGGAUUUCUCAGCUCUGUUUUUCACUACUUCAACUGAUCUUUGUUUUCUUUGUAUUCUCGUCUGUUGUUUUACUUUAUCCUGUUUAGUUUCUGUUCCGCAGCAAGUUGACAUUUAGCUCAUUGUUAACCAUAAUAUCAGGAUGAUUUAGCAGUUAGAAAUGGAGGAGGACUGUGGUAACUUGCACUACACUGGGAGAAAUCGGUUUUAAAUCUAUAUCACUGCAAACUUUCUUACUUUGAGUUUUUAUAUUGUUUCUAGGUGAAAUAUAAUCAAGAAAUUUAAAUCAAGAAGCAUUUUCUAGACAGACACAAACAUUUGCUUGUUUUAAGAAAUAACGUAAAAAUUAAGUAAGUUUAACCAUA